Messenger RNA from Adineta ricciae, 1773 nucleotides. The record is from the annotation of a GenBank genome assembly. NCBI's taxonomy places the organism in Eukaryota, Metazoa, Rotifera, Eurotatoria, Adinetida, Adinetidae.
CGGCACGAGGGCACAAAUCCUUUUGAGGUUUUUCAUACCUCAUUGGGGUCUACUUACUACCAAAAGAUGGGAUCUAAACUGCUUGAACACCUAAAUAUGUUCCCUCGUGAGUCACUAUAGUAUUGUUACUCAAAAUGAUGCCUCCUAUUUUCAUGAGGGCGUGAGGAUGAGGGUGUCUGAGCCACUGUGUAGGUGAGUAUAUGUGUGGGUAUGGCUGUGACGAUCUUGAUGGUGGAUGUGUGGGUGUGAGAUGAAUACAGUAUCCAUAUCUAUAUUCACACAGUCACCUUCACUCUUACCCAAACCCAUAAUUAACAUCUAUAUUAUCGCUCAUACCGCACACGUAAAUGUUUCGUCGUUCGAUAAGUCAACAAUUUUGCUUAUUUACUGGAGAGGUUUUUUUCAUACAGACGUAUAUUUCAACAGUAAGAAUUGUCAGAGAAUCACUGUAAACGGCUGGGAUUUUUCCUUUUCUCUCACAUUGUUUACGUAUAAGGAAUUGAAAACAAUAUUUGAUCGCGUACAAGAGUGGUUUUUUUCUUUUACAUUGAAAACUAUAUAAAGAGACUCACUUCAACGACAAAUUUUGCUUAUAUUUUUUGUGAUAAAAAAUUCAGAACUUUCCAUCAACACGCUAAAUCUCCACAAUGGCAAAUAUAAGAUGUAUUUCAACUGCUCUCUUCGUCAAUUGACUAAUCUUGAUGAUGUCUGUUCAAUCUUCUUCAGGAUCUCAUGCAUUCGUCAUCAUUUCAUCUGAAGUCAGACUUGGCAUCAAGCUUUCUUGGACGUCGUAGUAUAAAAUGUCAGCGUCACGUACUACCCGAAAAUGAUCAUCAUGGUUAUAUUUCAUGGAAAGCAGCGACUCCUGAAGAUCCCGACGAAAGAGAACUUGAAGAACGACAUACAACAACACACGCUUACUAUGGUUCAUCAUGUGUGAAUACAACAAUCUCAAUAUCAUCUUGUGCUGCAUUUUAUUCUUUCGAUGCCAAUGCACUCGAUAGUGCUGCUAUCAAUUUCACAUACAAUGAUUCACAGUUUCUUUCAACAACGUACAUUCCAUUCGGUUCACAUUCAUUUACAAUUGGUUUUUGGUUUUAUUCAGCAGGUCUAAACAGUACUUGGAAUUUUUGCUUCAGUGGAGAAUGUCCGUCAUCGACGACCGAUCAUUUUGGAAUUACCUAUCGAUUGAAUACACCAUGUGAAAUCUAUUUAAAUGCCAUCCUUUUCUGUUAUUUUCCAUUUGAUCCAACAUCGUUUCUAUCUGAUUCUGGACCUAAUUAUCUGAGUGCAACUAAUUCGAAUGUAACACAAACAACUGGAAGAGUGAACCAAGGAGUACAAUUCUCAUCAUCAUCAUCUUAUAUAACUAUUAGUGGAGUUAAUGUGUUGAAUGCAUUAAAUAAUCCAUUCACAAUCUCAAUGUGGAUUAAACCAAUGAAUCUUACUGGUGGUGGAACACUUAUUCACACGUCAACACAAUCUGAUGGUCUGGAUAGCUGUUUUGCAUCAUGGGGUUUCUCUUCAAAUGGUUCAUUCAUCGUGAACUUCCUCGAUUCACUAGGCAAUGCAAUUCCAAUGACACUCUCAUCUUCGUUUCCGUUGAAUCAAUGGACACACGUUGUUCAAGUGUUCAACUCAUCCAACGGAAACUACUUGUAUAUGAAUGGAAAUUUUAUGUUUGAGUCGUCGCCAGUUAUUUCAAAUUCUUGCAAAUCAGGAUCGAUUUCUAUGAGUCAAUUCUUUGGUGUUAUUAAUGAAUUUUGUUUUUAG